AUGAAGCUGCAAGACAUCGCUGUUGACCAUUACGAUGAUGCUAAUAUGACCGUGUCGCGAACGAAACGUCAAUUCCGAUGCCCACCUACUUGCUUUUCAACGUGUACCAACAAUUAUCAGUGCCAAAUGCUCCCAGUGGUGUCGGUCUGUGUGCAGGGAUGUUGCUGUCCAACGAACAAUGUCAACCUUGAGACGGCAUGCUCGGGUGGUCCAGCGGUGGCGGCGUGCUUGGCCGGACUAUGUGGUCAAGGAUACUUCUGCACCGCCAACAACUUUUGUUGUCGCUGUCAGUCUGGAAAUACAACCGGCCCAUGCGUUAAUCAAGAUUGCCCCGUUGGCUACAUGUGCAACACGAAUAACUUCUGUUGUCCGCUUGGCUCCGGUGGUGUUUUAGGUUCGUGCAAAUUUUUAAAAGUAAAAUACAUUUUCUUAACCCGUAGUGAAGCGGGUGACAAGUGA
Angiostrongylus costaricensis is the source of this 459-nucleotide messenger RNA. The record is from the annotation of a GenBank genome assembly. Lineage: Eukaryota; Metazoa; Nematoda; Chromadorea; Rhabditida; Metastrongylidae.